Molecule: messenger RNA, 9551 nt
Organism: Dendronephthya gigantea
Lineage: Eukaryota; Metazoa; Cnidaria; Anthozoa; Malacalcyonacea; Nephtheidae
Product: fibrillin-2-like
Exons: 67
Coding region: 384-9167 (2927 amino acids)
Molecular function (GO): calcium ion binding
Source: RefSeq, a predicted model, not a curated record
GUCGUAUUUCACACCGAACAAUGCCUGGCCCGAUCGUCGGAUUAUUAGCUAGUCGAGUUGAGUUGCGUCGAGAACCAACACUCAAGCGACUAGUGCUUGUAUUCGACUGACGCGCAUCGCGAGGACGCACGGCACGGAUCUUGACGCAACUUCAAAAUUCUCAUUCGCAUAAUCCGCGCGAGUUUAUAAACUAACUGGUGUGACAUCGUUAAACAACGACCGAAAGAAAGAUCAUUUGUCCCACGUACGCUUGUGUGUCAAAUUGUAACCGUCCCAAGAGAGACUUUGUGGUUACCAAUUAGCAUAUUUUCCGUCAAGGAGGAAAAUAUUCAUCGCAAUUUCCACCCGGAAUUCGACGCAUCAAUAGCGCGCGUUUUGUGAAUAUGAUUUGCGCAAAGUUAACCAAGGUUUCGUGGUUUCUAUUUAUAUUCCUGACAUGGACUGUUUCUCCGAUACGCAGUGCGGUAAACAAACAAUCCCGUAGAAUACGACGGUCUGGGCCAAACGUGUGCGGUGGACAAAACAUACAGUGUUGUCCGGGUUGGCAGCCUGCAGGUGGUCAAGGAUUGUGCAUUCAACCUAUUUGUAAUUACAACUGUGGAACUGGCAUUUGCAUCAGCCCCAAUUUGUGUCAGUGCGCGGACGGACGAGUUAAUCCCACCUGUGCCCAGUCAGAUUGCAAAGUGCGAUGUUUCAAUGGAGGGACGUGCCGAGACGAUAAAUGCGAGUGUGCACUGGGAUACGAAGGACGAUUUUGUGAAAAUCCCGUGUGUACCAGGCGUUGUCUCAAUGGUGGUCGGUGUAUCGCACCAAAUACUUGUUCCUGCCCAUAUGGUUUUGCUGGGCCACAGUGUCAAGCAGAUUUGCGUCAAGGACCUUGCUACAAAGAAGUAAAAAAUCUCCGAUGUCAAGGACAGGUUACAACGUUAGUCUGCACCAAAGAAUUAUGCUGUGCAACAAUCGGUAAAGCCUGGGGCUCGCCUUGUGAAAGAUGUCCAGCAAAGCCAGUGCCGUGUGCGAUAGGAUUCCUUCCAGAUUAUGAAUCGAGGGAAUGCUUAGAUAUAAAUGAGUGCGAAGCGGUACCCGGGGUCUGUGGCAAAAAUGGAAAAUGUACCAAUACGGUUGGAAGUUAUCGCUGCGAAAAAUGUGAAGUUGGUUUCAAAUAUGACGAUCGAGCAGCCAGAUGUGUUGAUAUUGACGAAUGUGCUGACAGAGAAACCAACCGAUGUUUAAAUGGUCGCUGCGUGAACAGUGUUGGUACAUACAGAUGUGUAUGUGCGUCAGGAUAUGUCCUCUCCUCCGACGGCAACACUUGCGAAAGACGAGUCGCAACGCUUCCCCCUGAUAAACGCCAAGACCAGUGUUUUAUACAGGUCAUCCGGGGUACGUGUUUCGAACCAAUCUCUGAUAACGUGACGCUGGCCGAAUGCUGUUGUAGUAACAUCGAGGGCGCAGGUUGGAGUGCUGCUUGUCAAAGAUGUCCUGCUAAAAAUACAGAUGCCCAUGACUCAUUGUGCAAAUACGGCGAAUGCAGUGUCGAGGGUGAAGGAUGCCCGAAUGGAGAAUGCAGAAGAACUGAAACUGGAUUGAGGUGUAUUUGCUCCCCUGGGUAUACCUAUAAUCCUUCGUUGGGAAGAUGUGUUGAUGUUGACGAGUGCGAGGACGGUCUGAUAUGCCAGAAUGCGCAUUGUAGAAACACCAUUGGGAACUUCGAAUGCGAAUGCAAAGAUGGUUACAUGCCCGGAACCAACAGGGUAUUGUGCGUCCCUAUCCCAACUGAAACACCAAGUGGUCUGCCAACGAGAAUAGGUGGACUUACACCUUCUAGACCCACGCCUCCGCCAACACCAGUGGGACCCAGGCGCGAUUGCUCCAGAGUUGGUGAAAAGUGUGAAAAUGGCGUGUGCACCAGAAUAAAUCGUGUCCUAAGAUGCAGGUGUAAUUCUGGUUUUUCAUACGUGCGAGGGAGAUGUGUAGACACCGACGAAUGUGCAAGGAACAGGAAUCUUUGUCGAAAUGGUUUAUGCGUAAACGAGAUUGGUAGUUACCGCUGUGAAUGUGCCACAGGCUACAGGCCGACUACUGAUCAAAAGCGUUGUGUUGAUCGGGACGAGUGUGCAGAUGCGUCCACUUGCACGAAUGGUCAGUGCAUAAACACGAGAGGAUCUUGGCGUUGUUCUUGUAACAAAGGGUUUGCUUUGAGUGUGGACGAAAAAUCAUGCAUCGAUAUUGACGAAUGCACUAGUCUUGACGAUGUUUGUAUGAAUGGCGUUUGUCAAAACACACUAGGAGACUACGAAUGCCGCUGCAACACGGGAUACACACAGUCUACUGAUAAACACAUGUGUCUCGAUACCAUGGAGUCUCAAUGUUAUGCAAGCUACAGCAAUAACGUGUGCAGUCAGACGCUGUUUCGAUCUCUGACCAUCUCUCAAUGUUGCUGUGGCAAGGACAAUACGGCGGCAAAACGACGUGCUUGGGGAAAUCCCUGCAUGCCGUGUCCUUUGCCAAAUACAAAUGCAUACAGAAAGGUUUGUGUCCAUGGAACAGGAAAAGAUAGCGGUGGCAAAGAUAUUGACGAAUGUUCGAACAAUGUGGGAUCUCAAACACAACUCUGUGUCAAUGGUCGAUGCAGAAACACCAACGGGGACUAUUUUUGCGACUGCGACCCUGGAUACAGAAAUACAAGGAACAGGAAAGAAUGUGUAGAGAUCAAUGAAUGUCGCGAGAAUCCUUCCCUCUGCAACCGAGGAAGAUGUGAGAAUACUCCGGGUAGUUAUCGGUGUGUAUGUCCCAGAGGUUAUGUCUUCGACAGCAGAACAAGAGGAUGUGAAGAUGAAAACGAAUGCGAAAAUGCAAAUACCUGCGUUGGCGGAAUAUGUAUAAAUACCAUGGGAAGUUAUAGGUGUCAGUGCCCGACAGAACUCACCUUGGACUCAUCAGGACGUAUCUGUGAAGAUUUGCGCAAAGGCAAGUGCUGGCGCGCGAUUAACAACGGAAUUUGCGAAGACCACGUGAACGGUGACGUCACACAGGAGGUGUGUUGCCAGACAUUUGGAAAAGCUUGGGGGAGUCCUUGUGAAAAAUGUCCAACCACUGGAAAAUGCGCCGCAGGUUACUCGUAUAAAAACUUCACCUGCGUCGAUAUUGACGAAUGCAAAGAGUUCCCCGGGCAAUGUCGCAAUGGCCGGUGUUUGAACACUCCCGGAAGUUUUCAAUGCGUUUGUGCCGAGGGCUUUACUUUGGACGAGAGCAAGAGCAUUUGUCGAGAUGAAAGAGAAGCUGUCUGUUACCAAUCGGUAACUCGUGACAAAUGCACCCUGCCUGUUCGCGGGGUUUACAAAAAGGAUAUUUGCUGCUGCUCGGUUGGUGCCGCCUGGGGCCGACCUUGUGAGGAAUGCCCGUUGAAGGAUACGCGAGAAUUUGAUGAUCUCUGUCGUGAUGAUGUUGAUCAAGUAAAAGAAAUCGAUGAAUGCAACAUGUUCCCUGGAAUUUGCUACAAUGGAGAAUGUAUUGAUACGCGCGACGGAUUCUUAUGCGAAUGUCGUCCGGGCUUUGCUCUUGACGAAACGGAAAAAAACUGUACAGAUAUAAACGAAUGUGAAAUAACUCCCGAUCUUUGUGGAAAUGGAACGUGCAUUAACAUUGGUGGAGGAUUUCGAUGUAAUUGUCGAGAAGGAUUUAAAAACGCGCCUAUGAUGAUGGAGAUCUGCAUUGAUGUGGACGAGUGCGCAGAUUUAUCAAAUCCUUGCCAAGGGGGUACCUGUGUCAACACCAUAGGCAGCUUCGAUUGUAGGUGUCCUCCAGGGAAACGUUUGGAUCCCAGUGGGCUAAUGUGUCAAGACAUCAACGAGUGUGCUGAAAACUCCUUCAUUUGUGCAAAUGGUGUUUGUCAAAAUUUCAUGGGCGGUUAUCAGUGCGCCUGUUACGAGGGCUUUAAAUCUACUGAUGAUAUGAAGAGCUGUAUUGACAUCGAUGAAUGCGAAACAGACAAUGGUGGAUGCGAGGCAACGUGUGAAAAUUUGGUCGGACGUUAUCGAUGUAUCUGUCCACCUGGACUGAGGCUGCGAAACGACGGUAGAACAUGCGUAGAUAUCAAUGAGUGUGUUGAGACGCCUGAGAUUUGUGGCGUUGGUAACACAUGUCAGAACGUGUAUGCCGGCCACGAGUGUUUAUGUUCUGAUGCUUAUGCUGUGUCUAGUGAUCGCAAGUCCUGUAUAGACAUCGACGAGUGUGUGUCAAAUCCCGAUUUAUGUCGAAAUGGAGUGUGUGAAAAUUUGAUGGGAUCUUAUCGCUGCAUUUGUCCACUGGGUUUCAUCUUGGAUGAAGGCUCUUCGGUGUCCAUCUGUAGCGAUGUGAACGAGUGUGCUAACGACCAGACAGACAUAUGUGACAGAAAUGCUUUCUGUAUGAACACAAUUGGUUCCUACAGUUGUUCUUGUAGGCCGGGAUAUGAGGAAGUCGACGAAAAUUGCCAAGACAUCGACGAGUGUUCUGUUCAGGCUGACAGGUGUGGUCAGAACACUGUCUGUACCAACACUCCUGGUAAUUUCACUUGCGAGUGCGCGGAAGGCUACGUGCGCGCGCGGGACAAUACGUGUCGCGAUAUCAACGAAUGCGAAACGAUCUCCCCUGUGUGCGAAAACGGAAAAUGUUUGAACGUCCCCGGGACCUACCAGUGCGAAUGUGAUUUUGGAUACUUGCUUACGAGUGAUGGCAAAGGUUGUGAAGAUCUGGACGAGUGUGAAGCGAUGGAUGAGUUUUGUCACCAUGGAAAAUGUGUUAACAUUCCUGGAUCAUUCCGAUGUAUUUGUGACAAAGGAUUCCAGCUUAAUCGUUACCUCAAUAACUGCACAGACACAAACGAGUGCGCCGAAUCAGGAAUGUGCCUCAAUGGUCGAUGUGUGAAUGAAAUGGGAAAAUAUCGUUGCGAGUGUGACGAAGACUUCAUACCAAAUCCUACCAACACCGCUUGCAUUGAUACUCGUGAAGGUCGGUGUCAUUUGACAAAAGGCCCUGGUCCUAAAUCCUGUCAAAAUCUUAUCGCAGAUGAAGUGCUGCGUAGCAAGUGUUGUUGUUCUGUUGGGGCAGGCUGGAACAAUCCCUGUGAAGAAUGUCCAAGAAAUGGCACAGCUGACUACAAGCACCUCUGUCCGGGUGGUCCUGGAUUUAUCGUUGAUGAAAUCAGCACUUCAUUCUUGGACAUAAACGAAUGUUUGUUUCCAAGAAUUUGUGUGAAUGGCACGUGCAUAAACACGUAUGGCAGCUUCAUUUGCAGGUGUUCCACUGGCUUUGUGUACGACCCCAAUAUUGGAGUGUGUGUAGACAUCAAUGAAUGUGAAAGAGAUAGUUACAUUUGUGGCUUCUCUGGUCUCUGCAUCAAUACGUUUGGAAGUUAUAUCUGCGAAUGUCCUCCUGGAGAGACGCUGAUUGGCUCUCAUUGUGUUGACGAACGUCCACAACAAUGCUUCAAAGACAUACAGGAUCUUUCAGACCUCGAGGGAAGUACCCCUGGAUCCUCGUGUAACGAAACGCUUAGCUACCGCCCCAUUACUCGUGUUCAAUGUUGUUGCAGUAUAGGCACAGCGUAUGGUCCACCUGACAUGUGUAAACUGUGUCCUAUACGUUUCACAGAGGAGUAUUAUGCAUUGUGUGGAGUGAGGAUUAAACCAACUACCCCGGGACCAGGGGGACCCGGUGUACUGACCCCCCACCCGCCUGGAGGUACCAGAGGUCCAACCUUACCUCCGAUAAUAACAGAUGUGGACGAAUGUUCGUUCAUGCGAGAACCCUGUGGUAUGGGUGUAUGCAUGAACACGUACAACAGCUACAGAUGCGAAUGCAAAAACGGAUUUGCCGUGAAGAACGGUGAAAAGAUGUGCGAAGAUGUCGACGAAUGUUUAACGAAGCCAUGUGUUAACGGACGGUGUAAGAAUACAUUCGGUAGUUUUAUGUGUGUCUGUCCCACUGGUUACGUUAUCGAUGAAACUGGUAUCAAAUGUGUAGAUCACAACGAGUGUCACUUAAAUAGCACAUGCGUGAACGGAGUAUGCAUAAAUCUAGUUGGAGACUAUAGAUGCUUAUGUAAAACUGGUUACCAAUCGGCAAGAGGAGGGAAGGCUUGUACAGACGUCGAUGAAUGCUCCAAUGGGAACGCCCGAUGCAGGGAUGGUCAGUGCAUCAACACACCGGGCUCGUAUUCUUGUCAAUGUAACGAAGGAUUUAGGGAGGAUUCUAGACAUGCGUGUAGAGACAUCAACGAGUGUAAUGAAUUGGGUACACAAAUCUGCAGAAACGGUUUUUGCGAGAACACCGUGGGUGGAUUUACUUGCAAAUGUAACCUUGGCUACAAGCUGGAUGAGUUAGGACGGAAUUGCCGAGAUAUAAACGAAUGUCGCGAGAUUGAUAAAUACUGUUCAAAUGGAACGUGUACGAACACCAUUGGUGGAUCAAAAUGCGAGUGUUCUCUUGGAUAUCAAAUGAAUCCUUCUGGUGACGAUUGUGAAGAUAUCGAUGAAUGUGAUGAAGAUCCAAAUCUUUGCGAGAUGGACGGAAGAUGCGAGAACAUACCUGGCAGUUUCAGAUGUAUUUGCCCAGAAGGUUAUAAAAUAGCGAACUUCGGAAAAAUGUGUGUAGACAUGAGACCAGGAUAUUGCUUCGAUAACUUGGAUAGUGAAGGGUGUAGCAGACCACGGGCGAAGCUAUCCACGAAACAGCAGUGUUGCUGCACCAGAGGAGCAGGCUGGGGCGAGCCAUGCGAUCUUUGCCCCGCAGCACAGACAAAGACGUUCACAUUACUCUGUCCAAAAGGACCCGGCUAUGCCGUAAAGAAUAUUUCGGUGGAAGACGUGAACGAGUGUGAAUAUAACGACUUGUGCAGAAAUGGCCGCUGUAUAAAUAACGAUGGAAGCUACCGCUGUCAGUGUUUCGCGGGCUACGUUAUUGACAAUACUGGCAGAAAUUGUGAAGACGUCGACGAGUGUGCCACGAGAGGUAUAUGUGGUAAUGGUACGUGCACCAACCUGCCAGGUAGUUAUACAUGCGACUGUGCUGUUGGAUUCAGGAGAGGUCGUUCAUCACCAAGCUGCCAAGACGUCGAUGAGUGUGCCGAAAGACGAAACCUCUGCGCAUUCCGUUGUGUGAAUACUCUCGGUGCCUAUCGCUGCGUUUGCCCUCGAGGAUACAAACUUCACGUGAACGGACGGCAUUGUACAGAUGUUGACGAAUGUAAGACUGGUAUCCACAACUGUGGUUAUGUUUGCAAGAAUUUCUUUGGCGGAUUUAAAUGUGUUUGUCCCGAAGGAUUCCGAAGAGCGGUUGGAGGAAGAAGAUGCAUUGAUGUCAACGAAUGCAGGGAGGACUCGAGCCGAUGUUCCAAUGGUGUCUGUCGUAAUACCGCUGGCAGUUACAUCUGCGACUGCAAUGAUGGUUAUAAACGAACGUCGGACGGCAAAAGUUGCGAAGAUCUCAGCCGUGGUUUAUGUUUCUCGCAAGUUGACAAUGGUUUGUGCAAGGGGUCCACAAAGAUGAUGAUGUUGGUAACGAAGAGCGAAUGUUGUUGUACCGCUGGGAAAGCGUGGGGAAGCCAGUGUAUCAGGUGUCCAGACGAAGGAACAUCUACGUACAGAAGGCUUUGUAUUUCAUUCAAAAAAGACAUGAAUGAAUGUAGCAUGAUUCCUGGUUUGUGUCCAAAUGGCAAGUGCAUAAACACGCGAGACUCUUAUCGUUGCAUGUGCAACCGCGGUUACCAGUUGAGUAGGGAUGGAAAGCGCUGUGUGGAUGUGGACGAAUGCGCCAGAAGACCGAGACCUUGUCGCACUGAAUGUGUAAACACUGUAGGAAGUUAUCGAUGUCGAUGUCCACCUGGCUACCAAGACGUCUCCGGAAAUUGUCAAGAUAUCGACGAAUGUCGAAACAGAACUCAUAAUUGUCCUCAAGGAUGUCGGAAUACUCUGGGGAGCUACACGUGUACUUGUCGAGAGGGAUACUCGUGGACUGGAUCUACGUGUGCAGAUGUAAAUGAAUGUCUACGUCAAAAUAUUUGUCGUUUUGGUACAUGCAAAAAUCAACCUGGAUCAUACACUUGUGUUUGUCAACGUGGAUACAGAUUUGAUCCCCAGACUAAGACCUGUGUCGAUCAAAACGAAUGCAACAUCCGCACUUGUCAAGGAGUUUGUGUCAAUCUGAACGGUGGUUUCCGCUGUGGCUGCCAGUCCGGUUACGUCAGGCAAAUCUACUGGAACAGAUGUAUCGAUGUGAACGAGUGCAUUACUGGAGCGAACAAAUGUGGACGAACAAAAUGCUUCAACAUCUUAGGAGGAUAUCGCUGUUAUUGUCCUCGAGGAUUUCGCCUCGACAGAGUCAGAAUGAUAUGCACAGAUACGAACGAAUGUACCCGUAAUCCAUGUGCAGCCGGCUGUUACAACAUCCAAGGCGGCUUCCAGUGUUCAUGUCCCUCUGGCUUCUAUGCCAUUGGAGGAGGCCAUUGUAUGUCCAGAUUCGGUCAGAAGUGUUACAACUGCGGACCUAAUCAACGACAGCAGCAAAUAAAACAGCCCGUGAGAAUUGUCACCAACAACAAGUACAAAUUCGAUGAACAACCACCAUCUACAAGCCGCGCCACACCAGCAAGGUACAAUUCCAGAGUUAACCAACGCGAUCGUUACCAGGGCUCCAGGGACUACUCGACCUCAGACCCCUAUCGCUACACGUACUCCUAUCGUCGCACUUCGUCCGGGGGGAGGCGAAACAAGCGUACAUCACACUUUGUACAUAGAUUAAAAAUUACCGUUCCACGCAACUUGACAUCCCGAGACAACAUUCUCGUUUUAACACCCGUUUUGGAGAGCCUGCAGAAACUUUUCCACUAUGAAAUGGUGAAAGGGAACCACAGCUUGUUCGGAAUUAAAGUCGAGGAAGGAGUCAGUUCUUUGUAUGCUAAAAAUCCUUUGAAAGUCGGCCUCCAUCGAGUUUAUCUCAAGGGCAAGCUGGACAGCACGAAAAUAAAAAUACCAUUAGAAGCCGACAACCAAAUUGAGUUCACGGGGUCUGGAGACGAGAAGAAAGAGCAGGAAAAAUCCAAAGCGCCUGAAAUGCCGCUAAAUAAAGUGGUCGGUGUCUCGGAAUCGAGAAAAUUCCAUCUUGACAUUAUCAUUACCGUUGAAUAAGAUUUUCAGCCAUAUUAUAGAAUGCAAUAUAUAUAUUUAGCCCUUGUGUGAAAUGUUGGCGAAUUUUGUAAGAUUUUUAAAAUUGGUACCUAAUUAGUGAGUUAGUACAUCAUAGUUAUCGUAUAAUGUAGCGAUAUUUUUUGUAUGUGACUGUAAAUUAAGUAGUAGCUAUAGCUGUAAUUUUAGUCUGAAGAAUAUAGGUUAGUUCCUUGAGUUGAAUACGUUUGUAUUUUAUAAAGAAUAAAGCGUUACCUUUCCAAAAACACUGGAUAGACUUAUGAAAAUGGAGAAAGUCUAAUAUUAUCUCUUGUCAUCAGUAUUACCUUAAGUUACGCAGAAUUGUGGCUCUCACAACUUGCGAAUAAAUUGCAAAGCAGUUGUUAG